GCUGAGGGCGGUUCCAUGACCUCCAGGAGCCUCGUGCAGUUCCGUGGGGUGAUUAAAUGCACCAUUCCCGACAGCACACCACUGCAGACAUUCAACGACUACGGCUGUUACUGUGGAUACGGUGGCUCCGGGACUCCGAUGGAUGAGCUGGACAGGUGCUGUCAGAUUCACGACAAUUGUUACACGGAAGCCACAGAGGUGACGAAGUGCUGGCCAGUCUUUGACAGCCCUUACUUCGAGAUCUACACCUACACCUGCUCCAGUAACUCAGUCACCUGCAGCAGUAAAAAUGACGAGUGUGAGAUGUUUAUCUGUGAGUGCGAUCGCAAGGCAGCCAUUUGCUUCACCAAAGCAAAGUACAAUCCUGACUUCAAGGGCAUGGACCAGUCGCUGUGUCACUAGCAGCUCCAUGUGGCCAUGUGUUUACAGGCUACACAUUGUACUGCAAAUAGUUCCCUUCUAAUUGUGUCUUGUAGUUCUUCUCAUCGCGUCCACAUCACAAGAUUAGAUAUUGUUCAGCCAGAGCUGAACACACUUCUCACCAUCUUGUGGUUUAUCCCCAGGAACUCUCAUCAACCCCGCUCCCCAAAUUUACUGCGUUAAUGUAAUGGGUAAUCUGUGGAAUUCAUUGCCACUGACGGCUGUGGAGGCCAAGUCAGUGGAUGUUUUUAAGGCAGAGAUAUAUAGAUUCUUGAUU
Amblyraja radiata (thorny skate) is the source of this 697-nucleotide messenger RNA. It is a transcript of the gene pla2g1b, whose product is annotated as phospholipase A2, group IB (pancreas). The record is from RefSeq and is a predicted model, not a curated record. Gene Ontology annotation, biological process: arachidonate secretion; lipid catabolic process; phospholipid metabolic process. Gene Ontology annotation, molecular function: calcium ion binding; phospholipid binding. The transcript is spliced from 3 exons. Bases 16 to 402 code for a protein of 128 amino acids. Lineage: Eukaryota; Metazoa; Chordata; Chondrichthyes; Rajiformes; Rajidae.